This is a messenger RNA of Calidris pugnax (ruff), 5799 nucleotides long. RefSeq names its product cilia and flagella associated protein 74 (gene CFAP74). Lineage: Eukaryota; Metazoa; Chordata; Aves; Charadriiformes; Scolopacidae. The record is from RefSeq and is a predicted model, not a curated record. The transcript is spliced from 40 exons. The coding region runs from base 576 to 5705 and encodes 1709 amino acids.
GCGAGGGGAAGGUGCCACCUCUCCGCUUUCUGAACGCUGUCCCAGGCCGGCGGUGCGGAACCCGAGGAGGCAGAGCCGAGGUUUUGCAAACUUCUGCCUCGCCGCUCUUCAGGUUUCUCUAAAGGGGGAUGCUCUAAAGUGAAACGCUUCGGGUGACUUCAGCGAGCACGGAGCUGGGAAACUGCAUUCGCAACGCUCCAUCCCACGGUGGCUCCCGGGGCUGGCACCGUUAGAGCUCGGUAUCAACGUGUCCCUUUCCACCUGGGAAACUCUGGGGACCUCUGCUUGCUCCGAAAGGAUGGGGACCGGCCGCCGGAGGGGCGGGGGGAACCCGGCCAGAAGCCUUCUCGGGAGUUUGCUUUCAUCCUGACUUGCAGGUCAAACUCGAUUUUUCUCCUCCAUAUUCACUCUUUUCUUCUCCUCCUCCUCCGCCUCCUCUUCUUUUUUGGUGCUGUUCAGUCUGGAAGGACAAUUUUAAAACCAACCCACAAAGGAAACACUGUAAAGAAGACAUUUGAAGGAAAUUGUGUUGUAAAGCAAAAAUGAAUGUGCAGAUCCCUUAAUCAAAUGAAAAGAUGCACCUGGGAACUAUCAGUAUGGAAGAUCAGGAGAUCAGUUAUAGCGAGGAAGAAGAGCAAAAAUUUCUACCAUUUCUGGAAGAGGAAGAAAAAGAAGACAAAGCCUCUGAGCGCUCUAAUGUGGAAGAACACUGGGAAAGUGAAAAUAAUUGUUUUGAAUCCAAGCUUGAAGAAGAGCUGGCUGGUGGUGGCAAGACAGGAAGCGAGGAUGAUUCUGAAGGAGUUGGAGACCAGUCAGAUUCGAGCAUGGAAAGCUUGGAACACUGUCUGGGCAACAUCAGCAAUAUUCAGACUAGGAAGUAUAUGGAUAGAAUUUGCAUGUCAGCCUUUCAGAGGAACCUGAAAGAGGUCAGUGACAUCGCCAGAGAAAAGCAAUUUAUGGUCCAAAACACCAGAGACAAGCUGGGUACCUGUCAGCUGCAGAUCGAGAUGCUGGCAAAGCAGCUGGAGCGUGUAGACAUUGAAAUAGAGAAAGAGGAGGCGGCUGGCAAUGUUGCAGCCUUGUCCCGCCUUCGGGCAAUGCGCAGACGACUGUGCACUGAACUGGAGAAAGAGAAGGAUUUUGAGUUGCAAAUUUCUUUGACACUAAAAGAAAACAUGCUUGAGAUGUGGCAGAUGGAAACUGAGCAGGGAAAAUAUGAAAUCCUCCAUGAACAACUUAAAAAAUCUGAGGAGGAGCUAGAGAUGCAAUACCAAGAACGAGCCAAAGUGCGGAUUUGGAAGGAAAAAAUAGCAGCACUGCAAGCAGAAGAAAAUCAGCGGUCUAGACAAAAAAAAGAAGAGGAAGCCCAGAGAGAGUAUGAAGAAAAGCAUAAAAAAAUGAUUGAAGAUGCCAAAAGGAACCAUAAAAAAGCAGUAUUCUUUCUGAGAAAAAGCAUGGCAAGAAUUCAUGAAAGAAAUGCAAAGGAAGAAGCGAAAACUCGGGAGCAUAUGGAGAGAAGGAUACAAGCUGUGCUUUCCCUGAAAACCAGCAUCGCUUCCAAUCGGGAAAAACUCCGAACUCGCCAGGUUCGGAACAAAGCGAUGGCCUUGGAGGCAAAGAAGCAGGAGAUGAAGAUGAGGGAAGCUAUCCUGGCAGGAGGAGGCAAUGUUGCCAAGGAAAUUCUUCUUCAUAAGCGGCUGCUAGAGCACGAAAAAGAGAAACAAGCUUAUAGAGAACAGCAAAAAUCAAGAAAAAUUGAGAUUGUAUCUAAAAUUUUGCGAGAAAAAGCUGCUAUUCACAAGCCGAAAAGAAGUCAGUCCUGUACUAAGGCAAUUAAGGGUGGUGGUAAACUUCAGGAUUCUGUACUGUGGAGAAUGAGAACGUGGCAAUAUAUUGAGGAGAGCUGCAAAGCUUCAGCUGGAGCAGUAUCACAGCCGUGGUGCCCUCCGCCACCUUGUUCCUCAGCUGGUGAGAGAACUGCCUCUGUAGGAGAGAUUUCUGAAGAAACAUCCCAUGAUGGGCUCUGUGAAAGUGAUGAAGAUGAGGAAGAGAAGGACAAGGUCCUAGUGGAACCGGAGUUCCCAGGACUUUGGGGUCAGGAAUGUGACUUGUGCAAGGUGGCCAAAGAAGAAAUGGAUCCAGAGCAGCUGGAGAAAUUCCAAACGGGGAUUUCUCACAAGCAAAUAGUGUCUGGUCGUGAAUGUAAGGGACGUACUUUCUAUAGUAAACCGAGUUGCAUUCAUUUCCAGGAUUUUGAUGUUGGUCAACUCUACAAAAAGAAGAUAGUUUUGAUAAAUGCAUCCUACCGUGUUAAUUUCUGCAGACUAGUGGGAAUCAGCGAAUGGCUCAAGGACUUCAUCAGUGUUCAUUUCAACCCACCUGGCAAAAUAUCUUCUGGAAUGUCUUGUGGAUUGGUGGUAACAUUUAAGCCAAUGAUAAAUGAAACUCUGGAAGGAGAAGUCAUGUUUAUGGCACAGACAGGUUCUUUUUCUGUUCCGUUAAAAUGUACAGCCAAGAGGUGCAUUCUGGCACUAGAUAAAGAGUUCAUUGACUUUGGCAGCCAUGUGGUGGGAGAGACAAUUUCACGGACCAUCAACCUGACAAACAGCGGAGCUUUGGGAACAAGAUUCAAAGUUCAGCCGUCAGCAGGUGACAGCAGUACACAGAGAGCAACAGCAAAACCCUCUCUUGGAAGAGUGGUUACUCAACACUUCAGUGCCUGCAUCCCUGAAAAGAAAAUCAGCAAUAAUUCUGUGACAUCUGUAGUUGAAAAGAAGGAACUAAUUUGUCCUGAGGAUAGUGAAGAGAGGCCCUGCAGUGCAGCCCAGGAGGAGCUGCAGAGGGUGGAGAUGAGCUGGAAAGAUGGUUCCACAGAACAACUUGGUCAAGAUGUAUUAAAUUCCAGAUCAGCUCUAGACACAGACAAUGCACAUAAUGUAGAACUUUCUCCUGAAGAAACACCAGUUGAAAUUAUGCUUGGAAAGGUUACUGAAGGUGAAAUUGGACCCUUCAGCUCAGUCAAACUUCAGAUUCUAUUUGUCCCAACUAUCCCUGGGGAUGCGCAGGCAGAGUUUGUGAUCACGUUUGACAACCCAGACUGCAAACCACUGUUCUUUAGGGCCAUUGGAGUUUCUGUUGAUGUCCCGGUCUGGGUGUCCAAUCCCAACGUUGAUUUAAAGAUCUGUAUGUAUGACCGGCUUUAUCAGGAUUGCAUUGUCAUCCAAAGCAGAGCAAAAGCCACACUGUGUUUGAAGUUUGAAGUAUGCAGAGAACUGAGCAAGCACAUGGAGCUACUUCCAAAAACGGGUUACAUCCAAGCACAGUCAUCCUUCAGUCUGAGGCUGAAGUUUCUGCCCAGGCGCUCUCUUCCUGAAGAUGCAGGGAGAUAUUUUAAUGAAGAGACAGGAAUUCUGGAAGUUCCAGUGAGGAUACUGAUUGUGGGUAAGGCUAAAAAAGUUAAUUUUACUGUCCACGCGAUUGUUACUACUUCUGACCUGGAAAUCAGCCCAGCACAAAUCAAUUUUGGGUACUGCACCAUCUAUGAAGCUGUGCGGGCAAACAUCAAGCUAACAAACAAAUCCAUCUUGCCACAAGAGUUUGGAUUUGUGGGACUUCCAGAGUUUGUUGAAAUUCAGCCCAAUGAUGGAUUUGGUAUUCUUCUUCCUCUUGAAAGCCUGACAUUGGAUAUAAUCUUUAAAGCUAACAAGGCCAAAGAGUACAGCUUCGAACUAACCUGCAAGUCGGAGAUUAAUAGACAAUUCAAGCUGUCAUGCAAAGCGGUUGGAGUCCACCCACCUCUUGAAUUGUCUCAUUCCUUGGUUCAGUUUGCUGCAACAGCUUUAGACGGGGUGUCCACAGCCACGCUCUACGUGAUGAAUCCCCAUGUGAGCGUCAACCCUUUUACUCAUCCUGUCCCAAGAAUUGGCAAAGGGGAAGCUGCCCCCGUUGGACCAACUUCCUUUGAGUUCCAUGUGCCAGAGACCUGUCCCAUAACAAUUACACCUUCAGUUGGAACUGUGUUGCCUGGGAAGAAAAGCUUGAUUCAAGUGUCCUUCAGCCCAACGCUGUCGGAUCAGCAGAUCAGAGAAGAGGCAGUUCGGAGGCUCUGCAGAGCAGCUGCAGCAGGGGCAGAAAUGCAAGAUGACCCUCAGCAGAUAACGUCUCCCUGUGUGUAUUUGAAGAAAAGAAAGAAAGAUGAAAAAAAAGAGGGAAAGAAAUCAACCAUUCCCAUGUCCAGACAGCAAUCUGCCCGGCAGCUGCCAAGGGAUGGAGGCAGCAAACACCCAACUUCUCUCCAGAGCUCUGAACGCCCAAAAUAUGAAGAGUUAAAGCCUGAUUCUGAUGCUUAUAUGGCAGCCCAGGCUUUCCUGAGGAGAAAUUUCAGGGGGAGGUUUGAAAAAUACAUCAUACCGUGCUUUGUUGCGAGUGGAUGUAUCGAUGAAAAGAAAGGCUCCGGAAACUUGAGCUACAGCCCCUACAACACCCUGUACCUGGAGCUGCACUGUCCCGCUGUAGCACCAUCUGUUGUGGUCACUUCAGAUCAUGGAAAAAACACAGUGAAUUUUGGUGACGUUGCAGUAGGCCACAGAACGAUGAAGCAAAUUACAAUACAGAACAUCUCCCUGGAGCGGGUGGAACUCGGAUUCUCAGUUCUGAAUCCCAAUGGGCCCUUCCUGUUGGUCAGAGCAGUUAAAAUGCUUGAGCCAGGUGAAAAUAAAACCCUCGUCAUCUCCUUCUGUCCACAUGGCAAUGAAUGGUUUUUUGAUGUGCUGGACAUCCGGACGGCAAAAACCGGUCUCACCCUAAAGAUCACUGGUCGUGGGGUGAUGCCAACAAUUGUUUGCUCUGUGGGAGAAGUACUCGACGUGGGAUAUGUCCUAGCUGGAGAGAAGAGGACUGCCACCUUCAAGAUACAGAACACCUCCCCAGUGACCCUGCCAUACUCCAUGCAACUGGAUUCCCUCUCAUCAACAAGGGACAAAGAUCAGCAGAAAAUUCCAUCCUUUAUUACGUCCCCUUCGCAAAGAACAGAGCUUGUUGAAACACAAAACUAUAAUGGCUUAAGUGUGUUCAGCAUCUUUCCAGCAGAAGGAGAGAUUGUUGCUGGGAAGAGUCAGGAUUUUACUGUUACUUUCAGCCCUGACCACGAAAGUCUGUGCUAUUCUGACUGCCUCAAGGUUAUGCUCUUUGGCAAGGAACCAGCCCACGUGAUCCACCUGAAGGGUGCAGCAAGAGACCACCCCAUGUUUGUGGAGGGGGGGGUUCCCCUUGAUGUGCCCCUUGAGUCCUUGGCUGUAACAUCACCCACGGCACCGCAGAAAGCACGAGCAGGGGAGCAAAAACCAGUGAAGUCCAUUCUCCUGGCUCUGGAGUGCUUCGAGGGAGAGAGUCCUCCAGUGCCAGCAACGGCGGAGCUGCGGGUCGGAUCCAUACUCACACAGCUUGCAUCUAAAAAGAAGCUGGAGUUCAGUCUGGAGGCCCCCCCGCUCCUGCAGCAGAAGGGAUUCACCAUCGAGGCCACCAAGGGAAGGGUGGAGCGUGGGCAAGUGCGACGCAUCGGUGUCUCUUGGCUGCCACCUGCCGGCUGUCGCGCUGAUGACCCUCUGCUUGUGACAGCCCUCCUGACCUUAAGAAGUGACAUUAAGGAAACUUAUCAAAUCGUCUUCAUGGCAAAAGUGGUGUCUGCGUGUGCUCCCAGUGAGUGAGGAACCGAGAUGCAUCUUAAUGGAUUUGGAAAAUCCUUGACUUUUGCCCUCUUAAGACCAGAAUAAACCUUCUUAUUCAAGCCUCCUCAACAUG